Molecule: messenger RNA, 1857 nt
Organism: Fulvia fulva
Lineage: Eukaryota; Fungi; Ascomycota; Dothideomycetes; Mycosphaerellales; Mycosphaerellaceae
Exons: 2
Coding region: 1-1857 (618 amino acids)
Biological process (GO): transmembrane transport; metal ion transport
Cellular component (GO): membrane
Molecular function (GO): metal ion transmembrane transporter activity
Source: RefSeq, a predicted model, not a curated record
AUGCCCAAGGAGCCUCGAUGCUACUUCAAGCAGGAGGCAACGGCCACAUACGACUAUGAAGGCGAUGCCGCGUGGCGAACGAAGCCUUUGACACCGCAGCAGCUCCUGGUACACGAUGUCCGCCUCGAAACACUGCGGCCAGACCGUGGGCCUCUACUGGAAAUCAGCGAACGCCAACUCUCGACCGUAGUCCCUGACACAGCAGCUCACACGCCAUCAGCCAGCUUCGUGCGCGUUGCUGAGGCCAGUGACAACCCUUUCGAGAAGCAAAAGCUUUCGAACUUGGAGGAAGACUUUGGAUGGACGCGUUACUUGCGACUCGAGAGUCAUCAGCAACGUGCCACCGACCCUCCAGAGUCGGCAAAGGUCCGAUGGAUCCACUGCUCCGCGAAGUUCCCGGAGUACCUCCGUGGGUUUCUUUGGGGAUUGUCGGAUGACACGCAGACUGUGGCAGAUUCCAUGAGGAUGCUUGACCAAACCAUGCAGCGGCACACACGAUUCUCGAAGCAUGGCAAGUAUUUCGCGCCUUUCACUCAGACGUUGAGGCGGCCGUCUGGACAUGGUCCGAAAACAACGUAUCCAAUGCUCCUCUCCGUACCGUUCUUGGACUGGACCAUGCAAGGCCGGCCUCCACCGCUCAGGUUCCAGGUAGACCGCAGAGAGGGCUUCUUGUCUUCGAGAUCUUCGGCUCAUGUCAUUCGAUCGGUGCUGCAAUACUUUUAUCGUCUUGAAGACACCAACGACCGUGAAGGAUCACAAGUUUUCGCGCGACACAAACCGUGGACCACGAAUCGCGCGCUUGACUUGAAAAUCCGACAAUGGUACGGACACUACCCAUCUGGCCUCAAUGUAGAUGAACUCUGGAUUCUUGUGGUAGAUGCAGAACAUAUUGUGACGUUCUCUUCCCAUCAGACAUGGAAGGCACGCUGGCCACCUUUACAGCUGUCGACUAGGAUAUCCGACGUAUCGUUUCGUGGCAUACGUAACAGCUUCUUUAGGGCAGACGACGCUCCAGAGUAUACCGCUAUCACACAUGCUAUAGCAAGCCUGAGUGGCGCGGUAGGAUUGAUGCAUCGUAAUUUUUGGUCGGACAUCGUCUUGUGCCUGACUGAUCGCUAUGCUGGACAUUUAAGCCACCUCCAAUAUCGACUCCAUCGAUCACCGAGCACGAAGCUCGUGAUGGAUCUCAUAGCUUGUCAGGAGGAGCUCAACAUUGUCAUACAGACCCAACUCGAUAUCGCACAGGUCAAGUCCAACGGCAAUGGAUCUCCGGUCACAGCACAUAAGCGGGUUCAAGCAAAUCAUGGAAUGAUUGAUGAAUAUGACACUCCUGCCAGAAGGCUUGCUCCUCGCCGCUCCACGUUCGACCAGCUCUCCUCGUCUGAGCUUUCAGAUCCGCUAGCACAACUGAUUGACAACCUCCAGCGCGAGCUUGCAGACCUCAGAGAUAUUCGAGACAAUACCGACAGACUCGUCAACAGAACAAUCCAGCUUGUCAACAUUCGCCUGGAAGAUCAUGGCAAGGCAAUUCUGGUCUUCACGGUCGUUACCAUCAUCUUUCUCCCGCUGAACUUCGUUUCGAGCUUCUUCGGCAUGAACUUCUGCGACAUACGAAACAUGGAGAAGACGCAAUGGUUGUUCUGGGCUGUGGCUAUUUGCGUGACUGUGGGAGUCGUGGCGUCUUCGGUUUUCCUCGCGUUCUCUGGAGGCGCUAUAGUGGAGAAGGUACAUGUAUGGGAAGACACCAGGAGGGAACAGCACUUGAGUACAACGACAGCAUUGAGACAGAGAUCAGAUAGUGGUCAGCGAGGGUUCAGGGUGCAUGGUACCGACAAGGAUGCAUAUAACUAUUCGUAG